AUGCCUCCGAGUUCGAGUAAUGGUGCUCUGAACGGGGUUCCAAACGGUGGCGUUUGUUCGUCGGUUUCACUUGAAGGAACACAGUUCUUAGCUAACGGCCAUCCGUUUCUCACUCAUGUCCCUCUCAACAUCAUAUCCGCACCCGCCCCGUUCCACUCCAAAGACUUGACCCGGAACAUAAUCGGAUCCUUUGUUGGAUUUGACGCCGACAAACCGAGAAGCCGCCACGUGGCUCCCAUUGGAAAAUUGAGAAGCAUCGCCUUCAUGAGCAUCUUCAGAUUCAAGGUGUGGUGGUCGACAAACUGGAUUGGAAACAAUGGAAAAGAUAUGGAGUAUGAAACCCAGAUGAUGUUACUUGACAAGUCGGAUCUCGGGCGCCCGUAUGUUCUGCUACUUCCACUCCUCGAAGGACCAUUUGGAGCCUCCCUCCAGCCUGGCAACGAUGAUGACGUGGAUAUCUGCAUGGACAGUGGGUCCAAUCUUUCGGUGAGAUCCACGUUCAGAAGCUGUGUGUACAUCCACGUCGGCACCAACCCUUAUCAGAUGGUUAAGGACGCCAUCCGGGUGAUCAAGAACCAUUUAGGGACCUUCAAUCUUCUCGAAGAUAAAACUGUGCCGGMUGUGGUGGACACAUUUGGAUGGUGCACUUGGGAUGCCUUUUACUUGAAGGUACACCCUCAAGGCAUAAGGGAAGGCGUACAAGGACUAGCCGCAGGUGGGUGUCCGCCGGGGCUUGUCCUCAUAGACGACGGAUGGCAGUCCAUCAGUUGCACCGACAAUCCCGACGACCAGCAAGAAGGUAUGAAUUACACCGUCGCCGGAGAACAAAUGCCAUGCAGGUUGCUAAAAUUCGAAGAGAAUUAUAAAUUUAGGGAUUACCAGAGUAAAAGGGUGCCCUACAAGAAGGGUAUGGGUGCCUUUGUGAGCGACCUAAAGGAGGAAUUCAAGAGCAUAGAACAUGUGUACGUGUGGCAUACUUUAUGUGGUUAUUGGAGUGGUUUACGAGAGAAUUUUCCGGGGAUGUCGCCGGAGAAUUGUGAAGUAGUUGAGCCUAGGAUGAUGAGAGAGGGUUUGCAGACGACGAUGGAGGAUUUGGCGGUUGAUCAGAUCGCAAGGCACGGUGUUGGGGUGGUGUCGCCGGAUAAAGUUGGCGAUAUGUAUGAAGGGUUGCACUCGCAUCUUGAAGCGACGGGAAUCGACGGUGCCAAAGUUGACGUCAUUCAAGUCUUGGAAAUGUUGGGGGCGAAAUUUGGGGGAAGGAUUAUGCUUGCGAAAGCUUAUUACAAAGCUUUAACCGCAUCAAUGAAGAAACAUCUUAAAGGCAAUUGUGUGAUUGCUAGCAUGGAGCAUUGCAACGAUUUCAUGUAUCUCGGAACCGAAGCCAUUGCGCUUGGACGCGUAGGAGAUGAUUUCUGGUGUACCGAUCCAAAUGUGGAACACUGGCUGCAAGGUUUACAUAUGGUACAUUGUGCCUACAAUAGUUUAUGGAUGGGGAAUAUCAUUCAACCCGACUGGGACAUGUUCCAAUCGACUCAUCCGUCUGCUGAAUUCCAUGCUGCGUCUCGAGCAAUCUCUGGUGGACCCAUUUAUGUUAGCGACUCUGUCGGCCACCAUGACUUUGUUUUACUUAGGAAGCUGGUGCUUCCGGAUGGAUCAAUUUUACGGUGUCGAUCUUAUGCUCUUCCAACCAGAGACUCGUUGUUUGUGAACCCUUCACAUGAUGGAAAGUCCAUGCUCAAGAUCUGGAAUCUCAACAAAUUCACCGGAGUUCUGGGGGCGUUUAAUUGUCAAGGAGGAGGAUGGUGCAGUAAGUCAAGGCAGAACAAGAUCGUUUUCAAGGCUAAAUGCAUGGUAACCUGUUUGGUGAGCCCGAAGGACAUCGAGUGGAGCAACGGAAGUGGGAAGAAUUCGGUUCCAAUAAAAGGAGUCGGUGUAUUUGCUGUGUAUAUGCACAGACAGAAAACUUUGAAGCUUUUAAAGGGUACGGAGAGUUUGGAGAUUAGUCUACCACCGUUCAACUAUGAGCUGCUUACGGUGUCACCGGUGAAGGUUGUGGGGACAAAAGCGGUGGAGUUUGCUCCGAUCGGGUUGGUGAACAUGAUGAAUUCCGGUGGUGCCAUCGAGUGGCUGAACUAUGAUGGUGAAAAUGUGGUGGAGGUUGGAGUUAGAGGGUGCGGGAAGAUGGUGGUUUAUGCAUCGGAAAAGCCGAGGGCUUGUUUGGUGAACGGAGUUGGUAUAGACUUCGGUUAUAAUGGACGUAUGGUGAUUGUUGAUGUGGCAUGGCUCGGCUCGCGGGGUUUGUCCGAGUUGAAAUACAUGUUUUAA
Messenger RNA from Cynara cardunculus var. scolymus (artichoke), 2325 nucleotides. RefSeq names its product galactinol--sucrose galactosyltransferase-like. The transcript is spliced from 4 exons. Bases 1 to 2325 code for a protein of 774 amino acids. Lineage: Eukaryota; Viridiplantae; Streptophyta; Magnoliopsida; Asterales; Asteraceae. The record is from RefSeq and is a predicted model, not a curated record. Gene Ontology annotation, molecular function: galactinol-sucrose galactosyltransferase activity.